This is a messenger RNA of Vicia faba (fava bean), 537 nucleotides long. The record is from the annotation of a GenBank genome assembly. Lineage: Eukaryota; Viridiplantae; Streptophyta; Magnoliopsida; Fabales; Fabaceae.
AUGGUCAACACACACCUACCUAAAGCGCCUACGUUCCGCUUGCAGCCAAUACAAGCACAACCUAACUUGCACGAGAUUCAACAACCGAAACUACAGGUAGUCCCGAGGGGACGACAUCCUCCUAUAAUAGUUAGCAAUACUGAACAAGCGAGUCAUAGGUCGGGGGAAAGAAAACGGAGAAUGAAGGAUGGAGUGGAGGAUGGAGGCGGAUCGAUUGGAACGCAGGCUAGUCGGCCGGGAGUGGCUUAUGAAAGUGGUACCCCUUUCUUUACUUUAAAUAGUGGUUUACACAGGUUGAAUGAUACAAGCAGGAAGCAAACAACAGGAAGAACCAAAGUGGGUGUAGAUGCUCGUGAAGGAACGGGAGCUGAAGCAACCGGAAUCGGUCAACGAGUAGGAAGACUUGGAAAUUCUUUUGAAAAAGAUUCUGAUAUUAGUAAGCGAGACCCAGAUCCUCCAGUAGCACCAACAACAGCAAAUAAGCUACCACCUGAUCUUGACCCUGACAGAACGGAAUUCAAAGUUGAAGAAAAUUAA